CCCGCACGGCUCCAAAAGACUUACAAAAAGAAGCGCUAAACUAUGCUAUCCGCAAAAACUGGGAUCUUUAUUUGAGUUCACGAGACAAGCACUAUUUGUUAAUGAAGAGUAUGGGUCAACAACAGCUUAUUAGAGAUAUUGACCUAUUAGAAUCCGCUUUUUAUAGGCCAAAGUUCAUGUUUUUUUAUGAAAAAGCAUCAAUUUAUAGAAUGGCCGCCGGCCUUGGGGAAAGCAUCAUCAAAAACCAACCAUUUUUGGAUGGGAAUAAGAGAGCCGGUCACCUUUCCAUUUCUGCGUUUUUAUUUCUCAAUGGUUAUCAGCUGAGAAAAUUACAUUGGGUAUGGCGAUGGUCAUCUUCCUGUCCAACUUGUCAUAUCAUUUGUAAAGAGGAUGUCCCGUCUCGUCCUCCUCAUGGCCAUACGAAAUCUAAGACGGAGGGUAUUAAUGAUAUUUCGGAAGAUCCAUACAUGUUUGAUGAGUCGGAUCCAAUGAAGAGAGCAACGCUAUUGCUAAUUUGGCAAAAUCAUUAUCUUCCAAAUGUUGCUACUUUAGCAAAGAUUUUCCAAGAUAAAUUUAAUAAACAAUCUUACAACCUUGAAAAUUUUUUAGAUCCUGAGAUUAGUAAAAAGCUGAAAAAAGUACUUGCUCUUGCUUUCGAAAAACCAAAAGUCGUCUUGUCUGUAUGUGAAAAUAUAGAUCAUACAGAUACAAUAGAUGCUGAAAAGAAAAAAUUAAAAAAUGCUAACAUAAUGAGAGGAUGGGAAAUUUUCGAUUUUGAAAUUCA
This is a messenger RNA of Racocetra persica, 784 nucleotides long. NCBI's taxonomy places the organism in Eukaryota, Fungi, Glomeromycota, Glomeromycetes, Diversisporales, Gigasporaceae. The record is from the annotation of a GenBank genome assembly.